Messenger RNA from Carassius gibelio (silver crucian carp), 5737 nucleotides. It is a transcript of the gene adamts3, whose product is annotated as ADAM metallopeptidase with thrombospondin type 1 motif, 3. Gene Ontology annotation, molecular function: metalloendopeptidase activity. Bases 303 to 3797 code for a protein of 1164 amino acids. The transcript is spliced from 22 exons. Gene Ontology annotation, biological process: extracellular matrix organization; proteolysis. Lineage: Eukaryota; Metazoa; Chordata; Actinopteri; Cypriniformes; Cyprinidae. The record is from RefSeq and is a predicted model, not a curated record. Gene Ontology annotation, cellular component: extracellular matrix.
GUAGUUUAUUAGUCAGCGCGAAGUGCCAGGUUCGAGCUCAGACAAGGCUCUAUCCAGCCAGCUCAACUCAACUUAUCCACCACCACUCUUCAGACGGAUGUCUUUCCUAUAAGUUUACUAAACUGAGGCACUGACCCAAGUUCUACAACUUUAAAUUCUAUGAAUUACUCUUUAAUUAAGGUUUCUUGUUUGAGGAUAAGUAGUGCGCGACACUUUAAGAGAAGGAACGCGCGUAUUGAAACAUCCAACUUUGGAUUUUAGUUUCUGUUUCUCGUCUUUCAUUUGUGAAAACCCGACUCGUGAUGGUUGUCCUGUCACUUAGGUUACUAUUGGUAGGAGUUAUAGUAAGUGUGACUUCAGCUCAUCUGGCUGGUGAAAGUGUAGAUAAAGAAGAUUCGUUGAAGAGCCGUCUGAAAGAGUAUGGCCUCAUUACUCCCAUCAGUACAGACGCAGAGGGACACUACCUCUCGCAUCUUCUUUCGGCCAAUCACAAGCAGCGUGUGAAGCGGGAGGUUUUGAAAGGGUCAACGCAAGCGGUAGACAGGCUAUUCUUUAACAUCACUGUCUUUGGCAAAGAAUUCCACCUCCGACUACAUCCCAACCAAAGAUUAGUGGCUCCAGGAGCCAUGGUGGAAUGGCACGAUGAGAUAGAAAUAGCUGGGAAUGAGACUGAGAAUGGAACCCACUCAGAGAGAAUACUCAAAAGGGAGUUGCUGAAAACGGACUGCACUUUUAUAGGGGACAUCACGGAUGUGCCUGGAACCUCUGUCGCCAUUAACAACUGUGAUGGGCUGGCUGGAAUGAUUCGAACUGAUUCCGAUGAGUACUUCAUUGAGCCUCUGGAGCGAGGAACACAGGAACACGAGGACACGGGAAGAGUGCAUGUGGUGUACCGGAGGUCUGCAGUAUUGAAAGUGCCUUCCGACAUCUCCUUGGAUUACCAGCCGAUUGAGCCUGAAUUGGAUGCACCAAAGGUGCUGGAUAGUAUUGCUAAACAAGUCAACCGGACAGUCAGGAGACGGAGAAACGCUGGUGACGAUGACUACAGCAUUGAGGUGCUGCUUGGUGUAGAUGAUACUGUUGUCCGUUUCCAUGGGAAAGAGCAUGUGCAGAACUAUCUCCUCACCCUCAUGAACAUUGUGAAUGAGAUCUACCAUGAUGAAUCACUGGGAGUGCACAUUAAUGUUGUGCUUGUGAGGAUGAUCAUGCUUGGAUAUGCUAAGUCCAUCAGUCUCAUUGAGGGUGGCAACCCUUCUCGAAGCCUGGAAAAUGUGUGCCGCUGGGCAGUCAUCCAACAGAAAGAGGAUCCAGAGCACUCCGAGCAUCACGACCAUGCCAUCUUCUUGACCCGGCAAGGCUUCGGCCCCACUGGCAUGCAAGGAUAUGCCCCUGUCACCGGGAUGUGCCACCCUGUCCGCAGCUGCACCCUCAAUCAUGAAGAUGGCUUCUCUUCUGCCUUUGUUGUAGCCCAUGAGACAGGACAUGUGCUGGGAAUGGAGCAUGAUGGUCAGGGCAACCGCUGCGGUGACGAAACAGCCAUGGGAAGUGUCAUGGCCCCUCUGGUGCAAGCAGCCUUCCACCGCUACCACUGGUCAAUGUGCAGUGGGCAAGAGCUGAAGAGAUACAUUAAUUCAUAUGACUGCCUGCUGGACGAUCCCUUCAAACAUGACUGGCCACAGCUCCCUGAACUACCUGGCAUCAAUUACUCCAUGGAUGAGCAGUGUCGCUUUGAUUUUGGAGUUGGAUACAAAAUCUGUACUUCAUUUCGAACAUUUGAUCCAUGCAAGCAGCUGUGGUGCAGUCAUCCAGAUAACCCUUACUUCUGUAAGACCAAAAAAGGACCUCCACUGGACGGGACUGAAUGUGCACCUGGGAAGUGGUGCUACAAAGGUCACUGCAUGUGGAAGAAUGCCAACCAAGUAAAGCAAGAUGGAGCCUGGAGUGCCUGGAGCAAGUAUGGCUCUUGCUCUCGCUCCUGUGGGACUGGUGUCCGCUUCAGAACCCGCCAGUGCAACAACCCUGCUCCAUCUAAUGGAGGUCAGGACUGCCCAGGGGUGAAUUAUGAAUAUCAGCUGUGUAACAUAGACGAUUGCCCCAAACACUUCGAGGACUUCAGAGCUCAGCAAUGCCAACUUCGCAACUCCCACUUUGAAUACCAGAAUGCCAAACACCACUGGCUUGCCUACGAACACCCAGACGCCAACAAAAGAUGUCACCUUUAUUGCCAGUCAAAAGAAACAGGUGAAGCUGCUUACAUGAAGCAACUGGUGCAUGAUGGGACAAGGUGCUCUUACAAAGAUCCAUAUAGCAUCUGUGUGCGUGGAGAGUGUGUGAAAGUGGGCUGUGACAGGGAAAUUGGCUCCAGUAAGGUGGAGGAUAAGUGUGGUGUGUGUGGGGGUGACAACUCUCACUGCCGAACUGUGAAAGGAACCUUUACCCGUGUGCCUAAGAAAGCCGGUUACCUAAAGAUGUUUCUCAUUCCUCCUGGGGCUAGACAUGUGAUCAUACAAGAACAUGAGGCUUCUCCUCAAAUUCUUGCUAUCAAGAACCAGGCAACUGGGCAUUACAUUCUCAACAGCAAAGAAGAAGAUGUGAGAUCUCGGCGCUUCAUCGAGAUGGGAGUGGAGUGGGACUACCUCAUCGAGGACGAUGUCGAGACUCUUCACACUGAUGGUCCUCUACAAGAUGCAGUUGUUGUUCUGAUUAUACCUAAAGACAAUGAGACCAGGUCCACGCUAAUGUACAGAUACAUCAUCCAUGAAGAUUCAGUGCCCCUUAACAACAAUAAUGUCAUUCAGGAGGACACAUAUGAGUGGGCACUGAAGAGCUGGUCCCAGUGUUCAAGGCCUUGCGCUGGAGGAUUCCAGUACACCAAAUAUGGGUGUCGUAAAAAAGGGGACAACAAAAUGGUGCACAAAGGCUACUGUGAUGUCAGCAAGAAACCCAAACCUAUUCGAAGAAUGUGUAACUUACAGGACUGUACGCAGCCACAAUGGAUCACAGAGGAGUGGGAACACUGCACUAAAACCUGUGGAAGCUUGGGAUACCAAAUCCGCACCGUGCGUUGUGUCCAGUUCCUUCAUGAAGGCACAAACCGCUCUAUCCAUAGCAAGUACUGCAGUGGGGAAAAGCCUGAGAUCAGGAGGCCAUGUAACAGAGUGCCCUGCCCAGCCCAAUGGAGAACUGGGGCAUGGUCAGAGUGCUCAGUGUCCUGUGGAGAAGGUGUGAUUCGACGUACGGUCACAUGUCGUAUUGGAGAUCAAUGCACCGGCGAGAAGCCCGAGUUACACAGGCCCUGCAGGCCAGGACCCUGCCAUGAUGAGCCAUGCAGAGGAGACAAGUCCAUAUUCUGUCAAAUGGAGGUUCUGGCUCGUUAUUGCUCAAUACCAGGUUACAACAAGCUCUGCUGUGAAUCCUGCAGUAAGCGAAGUGGCACUUUUGCUCCUCUUCUGCAUGAAGCUGCUAAGACAGAAGAGGAACUUCGCUUCGGUUCGGCCUCCCAACUUCUGGAGACACUCUCAGCCUCUGUAAAUGGAACUCUGAAAGUCUCUCAGCUACACCAGCAGGGACCCUUGUCACAAGGCCAAUUUCCCAAGCAGACCACCACCCCCCCGCCUCGCAAACUCAAUACCAAGAACAGCAAGACUCAAAAGCGCCUCAAACUAGGUACAAGGAAUCUGCCUGCAAUGAGGAUCCAUAGCUUGUGGAACAAGGAUGCCGCUGAAGAUGUGCCAUGGCAGAUGGGAAGUUUCCAAGAGAGUCAGUGGCCAACAGCAUCAUCCGAGGUGGAGAGAUGAAGACUAGUUUGUCUCUUUUUUUUCUUCUGGACUCUCUCUUAUUUGUUUGUUGUAGACAUAGACCUUUAACAUUCAUCUUUCCCUUCAGUUCAUCCUCAAGAUAUUUAAAAGCAAGAGAGAGUAAAGUGCUGGUUCACUUUCAAAUGUUCUCAAUUCCCCUGCCAGCAGUAUUUGUUUUGAAAACACACUUGUCUCUCACACACUGUUGUGAUGGGGAACGUGCCAAAGAAGUUCUCAUGAUGAUCCUUUCAUCAGCUUGGUAUGGUCUAUAGGGGUUUGGUGCGCGUACAUAAAGAGACUCCGGUGGUACUCGUGAGGAAAUGCUUGUAGUUGUAUCAAACUUCACAAUCUUUACGGUUUUAUUUUUACCAGCUCCAAACAUGUUUGACCAAGUAAUAUUUAUGAACGUUCCUGUAAAUACUGUAUAUGGAAAAUGUCAGUAUUAUUUUUACAAGAAUACAAACUGAGGAUUUAAAAAAAAUAAGAGAUUCAGGAGCAUUAUCGGUGCUUUUUAUAUUAAGAACACUUUAAUAAUAUGCUAGGAAAUGUGCGAUCAGCCAUGAGUUCAGCUCUGAUGAAUAUAUAUUCCAAAACAGUGUGAGCGUACAGGAACAAACAACAUUGAAAUUAAAAAAAUUGCCUUAAAAUAUUUACUUUUCAUUCCAAAAUGAUUUCAUUUAUGAAUCAGCCUCUCAGCAAGUCAUCAGUCAAAUUAAUUAUCAUAGUUUUUUGUUUACCUCCUCAUUUUGCCAUGUUGUUGAGGCUUCUCUUUAACACUUGCUUGUUAGAUUUCCCUUGUUUUGUCUUAUAAAUUCAUCCUCGCAGCUAGAAGUUUAUUUAGCCAACAACAAAAUUUAGCAUGAACGUCAUUAAAAGCAGCUUAACCAUGGUGUAGGAGGCCCAUCAUACAUAUUGUGAGAUGAGUUGGAUGUUUAAGGCCAGAUUUGAAGGAGUAAAGCUAAACUUUCUGGAGAUCUUAUACUGUGAGACACUGCUCAAGAUAUCUCACUUGUCUGAGGGGGAGGAAAGCUAUUUAUUUUUUAUAAUUAAGAAUUCUAUCACAACCACAGUGCAUCUGACUGCAAUACCAAGGAAACCAGUUAGUCUAUCAGUGGAGUUCAUAACUGUACACACACAUUCACCCGUGUGCCACUGUAAAGCUAUUGUAUAUUGUAUACCAUUGAUAACUUUAGAGUAUUUAUUAAGAUUCAAAGUUCAACAUCAUGUCUUACGUAUGUGCAAAAUUAUCUGUCAUUUCAGACCAAAAAUGCAUACUCCCAUUGAAAGUAGCUCACAAAAGUAGACCUGAAUAACCUUGUCAUUUUAACUGCCAAUUUAGAUACAAAUAAGACACAUGCUCAGUUGUUGAGAUGUUAAAAGGUAAAGCUGUUUCACAGCCGUUUUAGAAUAGAAAAAUUGUGGAGAAAAUCCUAAACAAAGCUGUCAUUUACAGUGAUUCAUAUUGUCCUUCGACCAUAAAUCCCCCAAUCCUGCACGAAACUGUUAAUUUACAGUUAAUUCGUAGCUUUAAAAAAAUAAUUAUAGUGGAUUUUGAUCCUCUAGAAUAGACAAUAUCGUUAAACCAGUUAAAGCUGAGGUCAAUGUUGUGUACAUCACAAAAAAAGUUCACUUUACUGAUAAUAAACUGUUGCUAAUAUUAUCAACAUGCUUUCAGAGACCCAAAAGAAGGCGAGAUAGAAGUUAAUUUGACAAUCCCUAAGCCACAGACAGACACCUAACAUAAAGGAUAAAGCAUAUUUGUCCUUACAAUUCCAGGUUCAUUUAAGUGUCAAUUGUUGUUCUGUCUUACAGUUGCUAACCGCUUGAAGUCAUUUCUUUUUGUUUUAAUUUGUACUUUUGUUAGUUGUAAUGGAAGUGUACACUACUGAGGCUGUUUGUUGUAAUGGGGAGCACAUAGCAAUAAAGAAAAUGAUAAACCA